This is a messenger RNA of Vicia villosa (hairy vetch), 795 nucleotides long. RefSeq lists its product as uncharacterized. The transcript has a single exon. The record is from RefSeq and is a predicted model, not a curated record. Bases 1 to 795 code for a protein of 264 amino acids. Lineage: Eukaryota; Viridiplantae; Streptophyta; Magnoliopsida; Fabales; Fabaceae.
AUGGCAUAUCCAUAUUAUCAUUCAUAUAUCCCAUACACUCCAUUCAUUCCAUAUCAACAACAACACAUAAUUUCUACUUCACCUCCAUUUUCCACAUUCAAUGAACAUUCAAGUUACCCUCACUACCAACCUCAAUCUCAAGAUUUCUAUUCCCAGCUAGAAACCCUAAAACAAUAUUUGAUUGAAACUCAUGAAAUAAAAAAAAAAUCAAGAGAAGAGUUGCAGGAACAGAUCCAAAAUUUAAGCCUUUCUCUCAAAGCAUCAUCUCAGAAAUUCUCUCAAAUAUUUUCUGAUGCGCAAAAGAAAGAUAGAAAAAAAUAUCAAAAAGUUACGAUUGACAAUGAACCAGAAAAACGAGUUGAUGAAAAACAAGUUGAGGAAGAAAGUGAGAUCAAAAUCAUCACUUUAGAAAAAAAAUCGUUUCCGAUGACAUCUCUAGUGUCAUCUCCGGCAACAUUUUCGAAACCGGCAAGAUCUCUGACGUCACUUUCGGAAACGUCUCCAACACCACUUUCGACAAUAUUUAUGGUGUCAUCUCCUCCAAUAAAACAACUAGAUCUAAAGCUAACACACAUGAUUUCAUAUUUGAUUGGGAGACCACUUCUUGAUAAAAAAAGAAAGAAGUUUGUACAGCUUUCGGUGCCGCUUUUUCCACCACCUAAACCCCCGGAUUUGCAAAGCUCGUCGGAACUAUCACCGCCAAUCUCAUCACCAACACUACUUAUUAGUCUCCGGCGACCACCGCCAAAACCACCUGAUAUGCCAACACCUCCAAUAAACGCAUUGAGCUUUUAG